CUUCCAUCUCCUUCUUUUCUCAUCAACUCUUGUUCACUUCCCCAUUCUUACUCAUUCUCAUUCCCCUCUUGCACCUUUUCUAUCCCUUUCUCACAUAGACAUUCAUACACAUACGCAUACAGAUAACAUCAUAUUAAUAUCAGAAUCAUGAAGUCCACCCUCUUACUUGUAUCUCUUGCUAUUGCUGCUGUGGUCUCUGCUGCUGGUCAGACUUAUCUUGAAGAAACCUUCUCGGAUGAUAAGUGGGAAGACCGCUGGAUGAUUUCCUCACACAGGGACGACCUUGGUAAGGUCGAGCUUUCCUCAGGUACUUUCUACGCUGAUAAGGAAUACAACCAAGGACUACAGACCAAACAGGAUCACCGCUUUUAUUCUCUUUCUACCCCUUUCAAGUCGACUGUUGACAACUCAAAGGAGGAUCUCUUCGUCCAAUACACUGUGAAGCAAGAAGAACCUCAGGAGUGCGGUGGAUCAUACCUCAAGCUUCUACCUGAGAACUAUGAUGCCAAGUCCUUCAAUGGCGACUCUGAGUAUGCAAUCAUGUUUGGUCCUGAUGUUUGUGGCUCUGAGAACCGUAUUCAUGUCAUCUUUAACUACAAGGGCAAGAACUAUCUGAUCAAGAAGAAUUUCCCCGUCCCUCGCGACUCUAAGACUCACUUUUACCGCUUAGUUGUUCAUCCUGACCAAAAGUACUCUCUCAAUGUCGAUGGUGAUCUUAUCUCUGACCAUGUUCCAUUGGAGGAGCAGUGGGAUGUCUAUCCCAGCCGCACCAUCCCUGAUCCUGAUGAUAAGAAGCCCGAAGACUGGGUUGAUGAUGCUAGAAUCCAGGAACCUAACCAUGUCAAGCCUGACAACUACGACGAUAUCCCCCGCUACAUCCCUGAUCCCGAUGCUGUCAAGCCCGCGGAUUGGGAUGAUGAAUCCGAUGGAGAAUGGGAGCCCGCUGAGAUCCCUAACCCUGACUUUGAGGAGUGGGAGCCUAAGUACAUUGACAACCCUGAUUACAAGGGCGAGUGGACACCUAAGCAGAUUCCUAACCCCGAAUUUAAGGAGGAUCCCGAGCUCGCUCACUACAAGAUUGCCGGUGUUGGCUUGGAUCUCUGGCAAGUUAAGUCUGGUAGCAUCUUUGAUGACAUUGUUGUCACCACUGAUGCCGAGCUCGCCGACAAGUACUUGAGCCAGUGGAAGGAGAACAAGCCCAAGGAAACCGAUGCUCUUGUGGCUAAGGAGAAGAAAGAACAGGAGGAGAAAGAGGCACAGAAGAAACGUGAGGAGGAAGCAGCAGCCGUUAAGGAGGAAGAGACUAAGAAAGUUGAGACUGAUGAGCUUGAUGAGGAUGAUGAGAAGACCGAGGCCAAGGAGACCAAAGAGACAAAGACAGAGCCUGAGCCUGAGGCAGUCAGCGAGCCUGAACCCGAGCCUGUGGCAGUGAAGGAGGAAGAGGCCGUCAAGGAGACAAAGGAAACCAAGAAGGAGACCGUUAAGGAUGAAUUGUAAAAUAAUAUGUUUAAAUAUGAAAAGACUUUACCACAAAAACAAUGUAAAAAUAAAAAAAGACAUACUUCAAC
Lobosporangium transversale is the source of this 1568-nucleotide messenger RNA. Its product is annotated as Calreticulin family-domain-containing protein. The record is from RefSeq and is a predicted model, not a curated record. Gene Ontology annotation, molecular function: calcium ion binding. The transcript has 2 exons. Gene Ontology annotation, biological process: protein folding. Bases 148 to 1497 code for a protein of 449 amino acids. Gene Ontology annotation, cellular component: endoplasmic reticulum; endoplasmic reticulum membrane. Lineage: Eukaryota; Fungi; Mortierellomycota; Mortierellomycetes; Mortierellales; Mortierellaceae.